Molecule: messenger RNA, 2925 nt
Organism: Neodiprion virginianus
Lineage: Eukaryota; Metazoa; Arthropoda; Insecta; Hymenoptera; Diprionidae
Product: esterase FE4-like
Exons: 8
Coding region: 66-1646 (526 amino acids)
Source: RefSeq, a predicted model, not a curated record
UUGCAAUGCCAGAUGAACAUAGACGGCGGUAGAAUUGGGUGGUCUAAUUGCUUUAAUAGUCAAGCAUGGGUGGGCCUAUGGUGAAUGUGAAACAAGGUUGGCUUCGCGGUACGAUUGUGAAAAGUGUCGUUGGAGGAUCUUACAUCUCUUUUAAGGGAAUUCCAUUUGCAGCGCCUCCUCUAGGGGAUCUGAGGUUUUCGGAUCCUCAACCCCCACGACCUUGGACUGGCGUCCGAGAUGCUUCUAAAGAGGGGCCAAAGUGUAUUCAAAUAGACUAUAUAACAUCGAACAUGGUCGGCGAUGAAGACUGUCUGUACCUCAAUGUAGCAACCACAUCUUUGAAAGGAUCGCGGCCAGUGAUGGUUUGGAUUCACGGAGGAGCUUUUAUAAUGGGCGAUGGAGGUGAUGACAUGUUUGGUCCAGAUUACCUGAUGAAGCAGGACAUUUUAAUCGUCUCGAUACAAUACAGACUUGGUGUCUUCGGUUUCCUGAAACUCGAUCACGAGGUGGUGCCUGGUAAUAUGGGUCUCAAAGAUCAAGUGGAAGCUCUGAAAUGGGUUAAGGAAAACAUCGCCCAGUUUGGUGGCGAUCCAAACAAUGUUACUCUCUUCGGAGAAAGUGCGGGCAGUUCCUCGGUGCAUUAUCAACUCGUAUCGCCGAUUUCUAAAGGUCUUUUCCACAAGGCCAUUAUGCAGAGCGGAACAAUGCUGUUUCCUUGGAUAGGGACUCCACUGUCAGUCGAAACUGCUCGACGCUAUGUCGCUGUUCUUGGAAACGAAAUCACUGAUCCUCACGAGAUUGUUGAGUAUCUGCGCACUGUUCCGGCUGCCAAGCUUAUAGAAGCUCAAGAACAAUUUCAGACUGAUGAGGACAGGUUUAAAUUCUUAACUCCAUUUCGACCGAGCGUCGAUGACAAAAGCAAAGAGCCGUUCAUGCCGAGACCCCCUGAAGAACUUGCAGUGGAAGGUUUUGACGUACCCGUGAUCAUUGGUUACAACAGUCAUGAGGGAAUUUUGUUCUUGUUGACACCUCAUGAUUGGAUGUUUGAAGAACUCGAUAAGAAUUUCGAGCGUACGGUGCCUGCAGAUUUGAUUAUGGAAAAUCCAUCAAAAGUAUCUCAGGUUGCGGAUGAGUUGAGAAAGUUUUACUUCAAGGAUAAACCAAUAACCACAGAUGCAGUAAGUGACUUAGUCCGGUAUUACGGAGAUACGUAUUUCCUCAACGGGACCCAAAAAGUGGUUGAAUAUCAGCAGAAGAAGAGGACGCCGACGUACUUUUACAAGUUUUCUUACGACAGUCCAAAGUCCUUGACAAAAUUAGUUUACAAAAGCUCGAUGAAAGGUACAUCUCACGAGGAUGAAGUCCCGUAUCUAUUUCAUCCUUUGCGCUUUGCCGAUCUACUUAAAAUUGAACCAAACUCAAUCGAGCAAACAGUGUCCGAUAGGUUUGUCAAGAUGUGGACAGAUUUUGCAAAAACCGGAAAUCCGACACCCCAGAUCGAUGAUUUAAUUACUGUGAAAUGGGAUCCAGUAACACGGACAACGAAAAAUUACUUGGAAAUUGGUUCGGAGCUUUCCGCUGGUGUAAAUCCGGAUGAAGAGGUCGAGUUGCUGUUCAAGAGAAUCUCUGAUAUCGUUAAGAGUUAGUAACGUAUCGCUUAACCAAGGUGUCUUGAAUUUCACGCGAAGAUUAAUCAGUUUGUGAAACUUACACGAAUCGCUAUCGCGUUCGCGUCAAGGAUUAUAUUGUUUUUUUUUCUGGUGAAUAACUUCCAACAAACCUCAACUAAAAUCUAAGUCUGACGGGAAACUCUGAAAGUUAAUCAUCGUAUGAAUCAUAUUCAACAAAGUUGAACGGCAUUAACCGUUCGAACUUUUCUAGUUGACACUUGCAACUCCUGAUUCCAUUCUCAUGAUUUUAAUCCUUCAUCGAACCUAGUGCUUUAUUUUUUAAGAAAUUUCGAAGAAGUGGUUUCAUUGUCGAUUUUGGAAAUAUUUCUAGAGACAUUUUUUUCUACCUCGGUUAGGAUGUGUGGAAUGCGAUCAUUUCUAGAUUGAUUUUCAAGCCCUCGGCGAAAUUGUUUUCUCGUCGUUGGAGUUGUCAUAUUUGCAAUCGGAAGAAAUGUGCUUGAAAAUAUUGCACCGGUUUUAUGGUCGAGUGAUCAUAGCCUGAAUAUCUUUCAUCUCAAAUGGCGUGCAAUCGCGAUUAUUUGAUUUAUCCUGGAGUCAGGAUCGCGUCUCGAGUAUUUGAAUUUCUUAUUCACGUCGUUAAUCAUUUCUCGGAAAAAGGUGAAAAACUGCCGGUAUUUUUAGUGCCGUGAACGGCUUCGAAAUUAUUUCAAACCUUUCACUAGACUUGGGAUUAAGAUCAUCGGCGUCUUACGGCCGAGAUUGAAAAAUUCGUUUCCACAGCGAUUAUAAAGUAAUCUUAAUCUCUUCAAAAUACUUUUGAAGAGUAAAAAAAAAGGACGGCAAGUAAUUUGAACAGUGUCCUUUUGAAAAAAAACCUUCUCAGUAUUAUUGUAAGAUGAUAUGUUGAAAAAAAAAAAAAAAAACAAUUCGAUAUGGAUAUCUUCUUUUCUCUAAUUCAAAGAGAAAUUACGGCCCAUGAUAUGUUAAAUGUUUUUGGAAAGGAAAAAAACCGAAUAUUAUAAUUGCUGUAAUGAAGCUUUGUCAUUUAAUGAACAAUUACUGGCCCCGGUAUAUACUUGUCUUCUUUUUCUCAGAAGAAAAAAUAAAAAUAUUUUAUCCCUGACUCGACCAUAAAGUUAGCUUUUUUGACCUCAAUAGCGGGACGGAAAUGACGUAUUUUUCUUUAAAACGCAUUUGCGGGAAAUAUGAGCCCGAUUCAAAAGUCCCAAUUUUCAAAUAAAUAUUGCGCUCAGAGUAGAGUCGGAAAUAAGGUCCCCUCCGAGAAAAGUCCUAG